GGAAUAAGAAAAAAACUCAGCAAUCACAGAAAAAGAAGACCGUCUUCGCGAGUCUCGUCUCAGGUUGGAAGGAAGCUAACCAUCUUUGAUUGCAUUUCAACGGCACCGCACAUGCGCACAUUUUCCGCCCGCGAAACUUCUCGGUCGCCAAUGGCUUCCAGUGGCAUCAACAAAACAGUUCCCAGUUGCAGUUGAGAAACUUUCGUCAAACGAUCCGAAAUGGAGCUGGAGCUGACCCACGUCGACUACACGACCGUCGGUCUUACGGCAUCCAAUUGUCUCCAACUGCUUCCGGCGUCGUCGGGCACCGGAAGUGGAAGCGAUCGGAACGGCAAACAACAGCAGAAGGUAGUCGUCGGGGACCAGGACGGGGUGCUUCAGGUCUUCUCCAUGAAAAAGGACGAGCUGCAGAUCCACUUCAAGACCUUGCCGCACGAUAAGAUCGCCUCGGUCAAAUUGGGCGGUCAGGCGGGAUCGGUAGCGGACAAGAUCUUCACGGCUGCCGAGAACAAAGUUCGGGGCUUCAACAAGAAAGGUAAGAUGUUUCUAGCGUUCGAGACCAACCUGACGGAGAACAUCCGAUCGAUGUUUGUGAGCGGAAGCGAUCUGCUGGUAUGUGGCAACCACGUGUACAACCAUUACAAGGACUGCAAGGAGCAUGGAUCUUACCUGUGCGGGGACGCGAUCGUUGACGUAGCUGCACUUUGUCCAAAUAAUACAAGCCGUUUAAUCACUGUCCUGGCAUGUUCGGGUCGGGUGUUGCGAAUUCUCGAACACUCACGUGUUCGCCAAACGCUGGAGCUGGAAAGUGUUCCCACGGUACUGCAUGUUCCGAAGUGCCUCGGCGAUAGACUCCUGUGUGGCUUCGCAGAUGGCAAGGUGAUACUUUUUCACAUCAAUCUAUCGAUUAGCGAAGUCAAGCGGGAAACUUUGGUCGAGGAUACGGAGAACAUGAGUGCCGUUACUUGUAUUGGGACGUAUGAUCUUUCCGGCGAUGGUAAAGACGAGUUGAUCGUUGGACGCAGAGAUGGAACGCUUCAGGUGUUUACAAUGAAUUCGGACGAAUAUCAGUUCGAGAUGGAAUGCACCCAAAUCUAUCGGGAGAACUUCAAUGAGAGCAUUUCCAGUGUUCAGGGCGGUUGCGUUGGUGCAAACAACUAUGCAGAGAUCGUUGUCUGCACGUAUUCCGGACGGGUGUUCGGCUUAACAACGCAAUGCAUCAGCAAAAGUCUAAGCGAUUCAAACAAACGUGGCUCGGUUAACAUGGCACCGGAUGCCUCUAGUAAACUACAUAAACUGCGAGCCGAGAUUUAUGAGCUUGAGCAAGCGAUCACAAGGGAACGCGAAAGGUAUCAACUAUCGACACAAGCUCUAUCUACCGGGGUGUCUGCCAUACCUAUGCUCCCAGUCAACGAUUCUUUGAUACUCUGCCAAGAAGACGCGACUUACUCGUUGACUAUAGAGCUCCCUACCCCGAUCGAGCAUGUACUGUUGCAAUGUGACGCCCCGAUCAACCUGAUUGACGUGGAGAAGAACUCCGCUGUUGUCAGCUUCAGCGAAUGUGACAAGAUGAGCGGCAACAGUCUUUUGGCAAGCUAUCGCUGCCAGUCCAACACCAAUCGAGUGGACCUGAAGUUCCGUACAGUCGAAGGUCAGAACGGAACCCUCCAGGUAUACACGACGCCUAAUCUACAGCCCAAGUGUUGCCAGCUGAAACGCUACUCGAUCAAGCCGCUAUCGCUACAUAUGAUUGUCCACAACCUUUCGGACGAGAUGCUGGCCAGACCUAUGAACGUGCUUGUUCUUAAGGGUGCCUUUAGUCAGGCUGAGAUGCACAACUGGUUGAUCAACAGCAUUCCGGAGAUACCGGAGAAAAUCUACGGCAACGAGCGGAACCGCCUCAUGUUUCGCCAUGUCUUCAUCGGGACACUAUUGAUUUGCGACUACGGAAAGGCGGAAGCGGACUUCAGAAGCGAUAACAUUUCCACUAUUUCUAUUCUGAAAGACUUCAUCACGAAGGAAGCUACGAAGAAGAGGAUCAAACUUGAAAUUAAUACUAACAUCAACGAACAGACGAUCCCUGGAUUGAUCAAGUUGAUCGAACCGAAAAUCGUUCACUACAACAAACUGACCAAGGACUACCAAAUCCUGCAGGCGCUGAUUGAUUUGGAUAUCCGGAGCGACGAGGAGUUCGAUACCCUUUCGGAGGAAUAUCGACAGUUGUUGGAAAAUCAGCGGCAGAUUGAGGCGGAGUUCAAGAAGCAACCGACCAUUCUAAACCGCAUCUAUGGCAUACUGACGGAUCUGUACAUCGACAAGUUCAAGUUCAAAGGCGUCAGCGUGAAGACGAAACUGCCGCAGUUGAUCGAACUGCUGGAUAACUACAAUUAUGACGAGCUGGUGAAUUUCUAUAGUGUUUUGAAAGGUGGCGAUGAUGAUCAAUAAAAAUGAGAUUACAAUAUAGUAA
Molecule: messenger RNA, 2467 nt
Organism: Aedes aegypti (yellow fever mosquito)
Lineage: Eukaryota; Metazoa; Arthropoda; Insecta; Diptera; Culicidae
Product: Bardet-Biedl syndrome 7 protein homolog
Exons: 4
Coding region: 220-2445 (741 amino acids)
Biological process (GO): intracellular protein localization; non-motile cilium assembly; intracellular transport
Cellular component (GO): neuron projection; ciliary basal body; axoneme
Molecular function (GO): protein binding
Source: RefSeq, a predicted model, not a curated record